AUGAACAAAGCACUUCUGACAGUUCUAGUGGUGGCAAUAGUAGCUGGUGUAUUUGUAGAGCAAAGCAGCGCUCUGCUACGGGCCGGAAGGGACCGGAUCGAGAAGUUUCAACGUGAGCUGAACUCAUACAAACAGCAGGAGGCGGAAAUGAACCCACCUAUGGAAGUUUACUACCGGAGAAGUAAGAACGCUUUUAAAAGUUAGAUACAGUAAAAACCCGCGACUAAGAACCGGUAAGGUUAAAAUUGGCCAGUUAGGCCCCCUCCAUACAAUAACCAGUUUAGCCUAAGAUUUGAAACAGGUUCUUAUUUUUCUAAAAUCUAUAUAAAAAAAUUCUGUAUAUUUGGGCAAAUAAGAUAAGUCCUGACAUUCAGGCCUCUUUUGAGACAUAGUUGUCUUAUCAUUCCCACUGUAAUUGUAAUGGUAUACAGGUUUUACCUAAGGAAUGAGCUGAAUACCACUAAAUACUCUUAGCUGCAAUGUAUUUUUUCUUCACAAAAUAAGAACCUAUUUUAGAACCUAAAUAGCCUCAAUUUGUGCUAAUUACCAUGUAUGUCAUGUGUGUAGGCUAACUUGGAAAAAUGCAGGUUCUUAGUCGCGGGUUUUUACUGUAUUAGACUUUGAUCCUUUCCGCGCACCUUGUUAUCACGGACAGUUUGCUUUGUCCUUAGCGACAGCCCUUUCUUACAUUUUCUCUAAAUUCAACCCGCUUAACCGCUUAAACAACACCGCGUUAAUAAGGACACUUUCUAUGGACCCCUUAGUGUCAGUUGUAACGGGGUUUGACUGUAAAAGAUCUUUUUUUGUUGUUACGGAGCGCUACGUAGAACAUGAUAGAACAUAAAAGAACAAUACGUAGAACAUGAUAGGAGAAAAGUCAAGGGGUCACUUUCUGGUCUCUGGGUUAUCAUCUCAUUCAAACCCUUGACUGAAUUUUUUUCCUAGCCCAGUUGUAUAAAUAUUGAACUAGUUCUGAUAUUUAAAAUAUCGAGGAUAGCUUUUUAACGAAGUGGGACUACACUCUCACCCAACGAGGAUAAAGAAUUCUAAAAGAAACUUUAACUCUUUGAUAAAUCUGCAUUCUUCCCAGGAGAAUUUAGGGGAGAGUAGCAGUGCUGCAGAGUGGUUCUUGGGAAGCGCCAGGCUUAGACGAAGACCUAUCUAAGAGACCGAGAUACCAGUAGAGUCCCGAUUUUUCGAAUCUCCCGACAAAAAACAAUUAAAGUAGUUCCAAUUUUCCGGAGGUCCGAGAAACCAAUUUUUCACUCUUACUACUCUUUAUGAACUCGCUCCACAGAAACCGGGUUAAGUCUCGUUAAAGCUUGGGGGAAUUUACCGUAUAUCAGUUUGUCAAAAAAGAAGCACUUUUUUUUCGCUUUCUUUUCAGACAAGAUCGAAAGAUCCGAAGAGUAAAGAAUUUCAAAGAAGAUCGGGAGACAAUGUUACACAUAUUGAAAAAUCAUUCGUAGGUGUGGUCAACUCAAAAGUAUGGUACAACUGUCACUUAGUGGAGCUAAACUCUGAUACACUUGUAAUAUAGAGAAAAAUGCAGAAUAAAAUAUACUGAGUCGCCAUCAUAUGUAUUAUGCUUGUUUCAAUGCCUCCGGUUCUCCAGUUUUCAAGGGUUCCCAAUAGGGCUCAUUAACCUUGUCCUUCUGAACCAAAUUUUCGCUCAAUCAGGUAAUUCCGAGGGUAAUUGGCUGUUUUUAUACAAAGGAUGCAUUAUCCGUCUGGACGAACUUGGACAAACAUUUUGUAGUUCGUCUGGG
Porites evermanni is the source of this 1769-nucleotide messenger RNA. NCBI's taxonomy places the organism in Eukaryota, Metazoa, Cnidaria, Anthozoa, Scleractinia, Poritidae. The record is from the annotation of a GenBank genome assembly.